Molecule: messenger RNA, 1080 nt
Organism: Emiliania huxleyi CCMP1516
Lineage: Eukaryota; Haptophyta; Isochrysidales; Noelaerhabdaceae
Exons: 2
Coding region: 1-1080 (359 amino acids)
Biological process (GO): regulation of DNA-templated transcription
Molecular function (GO): DNA binding; DNA-binding transcription factor activity; protein binding
Source: RefSeq, a predicted model, not a curated record
AUGGUGGAGGCGGGCCAGUCGUGGGGCGCCCUCGAGAUCGUCGACGAGGCGGACGCGACGCCCCGUGUCGUGGAGCUCAGGGGCGCGAGCGCAAUCGUUGUCGGGCGCACCCACCAGGCGAACGUGGUCAUCCCCGUUCCGUUCGUCUCCUCGGCGCACUGCACGCUGCACUGCGUGGGCGCCGAGUCGGGCACCGAGCUUCCCCGCGUGCGGCUGGUGGACACGUCAUCGAACGGGACCUUCAUCAACAGCAAGCUGAUCGGCAAGAAUGGCGAGGUCGACGUCGCCGAGGGAGAUACGCUCACCUUCUCGCGCGUGCAGCGGUACCCGCUCGCGCGGAUCUCGUCGCUCGCCGCGCCGCUCCCGCCAUCCGCCGCCGAGUCCGACUCGGACUCCUCGCGCCCCGCCAAGCGCGGCCGCACGGCCGCGCAGGACAGCGCCUUCCUCGCGAACGAGGUUUCCGAGCGCCUCGAGUUGAUCCCGGCCAACAUCAACACGUCCACGACUGGCUACAAGGGCGUGACCUUCAACCGCCGCGAAAAGAAGUACGAGGCGAGGGGGAAUGGCGGCAAGCGUCUCCGCCUCGGCUACUUUGACACCGCCGAAGAGGCGGCCACCGCCUACGCUCGCUCGGAGUACGGCCGCGCCGACGCCGCCAAGCUGCUGCAGCCUCGCGCUGCUCCCACUGCCGCUGGCGCCGAGGCGAUACGGCAGGCGGAGAGGGAGGGUCUGGCCCUGGCUACGAGCAGCGGCAGCAACACCGGAUACAAGGGCGUGUACUUCACCCCGAAGCAGACAGGCAGCAAGAAGUACAAGCUGCAGGUUACGGUUGGCGGCAAGCAAGUCUCACUCGGCUGCUUCGCCACCGCAGAGGAGGCGGCGCUCUUCCGCGCCUGCAGGGAGGCGGGCAGGGACACUAGCGAUCUCACCGCGCCGCCGCCGCCGCCGCCGCCACCCGAGCCUUCCUCUGCCGCUGGCGCGCCGCCGCCGCCGCCGCCGCCACCCGAGCCUUCCUCUGCCGCUGGCGAUGAGUUUUGGCGCCGCUGCCCCGGCUGCGGCCGUACGCCAGUCGGCCAGUAA